Molecule: messenger RNA, 1680 nt
Organism: Geodia barretti
Lineage: Eukaryota; Metazoa; Porifera; Demospongiae; Tetractinellida; Geodiidae
Source: the annotation of a GenBank genome assembly
AUGCUUGAGCAUGAUGUCUUGGUAAUAGGCGCCGGACUGGCGGGAAUGAGAGCAGCUAUUGCCGCCAGCGCUAAUGGCGCCAACACAGCUAUUAUCAGCAAGGUGCACCCGGUACGCAGUCAUUCCAACGCUGCCCAGGGGGGGAUCAACGCCGCCCUUCUGGACCGUGGCGAUGACUGGGAAGACCACGCAUACGACACAAUCAAGGGUAGCGAUUUCCUGGGCGACCAGGAUGCCAUUGAGGUCAUGUGCAGUUCCGCGGGUAGGGCCCUGAUAGACAUGGAACACAUGGGCGUUACCUUCAAUAGGGAUGACGAGGGAAAGCUGGGCACUCGAGCCUUCGGAGGGCAACGGCGUGCCCGAACCUUCUAUGUGGGCGACUUUACCGGACAAGCGCUGCUACACGUCAUGUUCGAGCAGUUGAUUAAGUCGGGAGUCCGCAGCUAUGAAGAGUGGUUUGUAACUUCACUGAUCGAGGAAGAAGGCCAGGUGGCUGGGGUAAUCGCCCUUGAAAUUCGUACCGGACAGCUUCAUGCCAUCAGGGCCAAGACGGUGAUUUUCUGCACCGGAGGGUGUGGUAGGUUGUUUGAGCCUUCCACCAAUGCCUUGAUUGUAACCGGGGACGGGAUGGCUCUCGCUUAUAACGCGGGAGCAGGCCUCAUGGACAUGGAAAUGGUCCAAUAUCAUCCCACUACCCUGGCGGGAAGCGGCGUCUUGCUUUCAGAAGCUGCCAGAGGUGAGGGCGCUUAUCUUAGGGACAAAGACGGCAAUCGCUUCAUGGAAAGGUAUGCUCCCAACAUGAUGGAACUGGCUUCGCGCGAUGUGGUGUCCCGCGCUGAACAGACUGAAAUUAACGCUGGCAACGGGGUUAAUGGCUGCGUUUUCCUGGACUGCACCCACCUUGGCGAAGCCCUGAUUAUGGAGAAGCUCAGCCAGAUUAGGGAAAUCGGCAUAGAUUUGGCCGGCGUAGACAUGGUGAGAGAGCCGGUUCCCAUACGCCCCGGCAUGCACUACAUCAUGGGGGGCAUCAAAACCGACAUUGAUGGUCUGACCAGUAUUCCCGGCGUCUACGCAGCCGGUGAGUGUGCUAACGUCAGUGUCCACGGCGGCAAUCGACUUGGGGCCAACUCGCUACUGGAUACUAUCGUAUUUGGUGAACGGUCCGGCAACCAUGCUGCAAAUGCCUGCCGCAGCCUGAAUUUUGUCGACUUUGACGAGCACGAAGUGGUCGCUCGGGAAGAAGGACGCAUCCGUGAUAUGUUGGAGCGUCCCGACAAUGGAGACCGCUGGGGGGCCAUACGCCAGGCGAUGGGCGAGUCAAUGGUUAGCAACGUGGCCGUCUUUCGCGAUGAACAGACCAUCGGCGAGGCCAUCAGGGACCUGGAGGGGUUGCGAGAGCGUUAUGCCAGAGUACCAGUGCAAAACAAGAACCGGGUGUUCAACACCGACCUGAUAUUCGCUUUGGAACUGGGCUAUAUGCUGGACGUGGCCGAUACCAUUGCUUUCAGCGCCCUGGAACGCAAGGAAAGCCGCGGUGCCAAUUCCCGUACCGACUUCCCGGAGCGAGAUGACGAAAACUGGUUGAAGCACAUUGUAGCCAAGAAGGGAGAGGUGGGACCGGAACUCUCCUACUUGCCCGUCACUAUUACCAAAUGGCAGCCCGAAGAGAGGAAGUAUUAG